Molecule: messenger RNA, 2178 nt
Organism: Rhizophagus irregularis DAOM 181602=DAOM 197198
Lineage: Eukaryota; Fungi; Glomeromycota; Glomeromycetes; Glomerales; Glomeraceae
Source: RefSeq, a predicted model, not a curated record
AUGUCAACAUUUCUGAAAACGGCAAUAAAUCCACCUUAUCAUGAACAAUUUUCUUAUUGUCUUUAUCAUGAUAAAAAAGGAAAAGAAACGGAAACUUUACAGCUUAUUGUUGGUAGAUCAACCGUUCAAAUUUGGCGUCAAAUAAAUGAUGAUAGUAAAAACAAAGAUGAACACCCUAACAAAGGGGAAGCAUUUCUUGAAUAUAUAUGGUCAAAUCAUAUUCCAGUAAAGCAAGAAGAAAAACAAACGAGAUUAAGAAUUGAAAAGUUUGUAUAUAGACCAAAUGAUGGAUCAAAUAGCAAAAUUAAAGAUUUUUAUUUAAAGGAAGAAAUAGAUGAAAUAGAAAGAAAGUUAAAAGAGAUCGAUAACAGCAAUAUAAGCGAAAUGGAGAAAGAGAAAAGAAAACAAAAUUUAAGUGAAAAGUUAAAAAGGCGGGAAAAAGUGAUUCAAGGAAAAGAUAUCGAAAAAUUUCAAACAGUAAGACACGCUUGCAAAGCAUUAGUACAUAUAAGAAAGCGCUAUAAAAGUAAAAGCGAUGCAGGUAAUUAUAAAACAUGUAUGAUACCAAGUAAUAAAUUAUGGCCAGGUAAAAUGUUUUUAAAAGAUGAUGACCUUGACUUUGACAAAAGAGAAGAUGAACUGCCAGAAAAUAAUAUGGAACUAGCCAUAUAUUACUGUAGAGGCCGUGAACUUAAAGAUACGAUUAUUGUUGCAUAUCUUUUGGAAUAUUAUUCUAGAAAUCCAACGAAUUGUGUGGGUUGGAUGUGUACUGUUUCUAAGGCAAUUCUUUUAUUAUUUAAAUAUAAUUAUGACGAUUUUGUCAGAAAGUUAUUAGAUCAGGGUCACCUCUUGGGUCAAAAUCCUGACGAAAAUAUUCUGAUAGAAAGUUACAAUAGUGACACCAAAUUUAGAGCUUUGACACCUAUAGUUAAAUUGAAGUCUGAUGAAUCUGUUAAACUUAAGUGGUACAAUGAUAAUUGGAUCUGGAACAAUUUUAAUGAUUUAAAAAAUAAAUUAAAAGAAUAUAGAAACUUUGAAAAAUCACCAUUAGCUUUACGAGUGGUUCCUUUUCCUGGCUUUACUAUAAACAGCAUUAAAAAGCAAAAAAAGAAGCAUACCUUUUCCGAGAUUUUAAAUCGUUUUUUUUCUAUACUUAUACCACAAUGGCGCCAAAUCAAACAAAAUGAAACGAAUAAGUUGAGUCCUUUUUCUAGGAUGGUACUAUAUGAGAAUAAUGAUGAUAUGACAAUCCAGCAAUUGAAGCAGUUAUCGACUUUCGUUGGCGGAAAACAAAAUUUUUCUUUGAAACAGUUUCGUUAUCAUGGGUUUAAAAAAUAUUUUGGUGAUAUACUUAACAUUUUUGAUAUAACUUCUAUUAUAUUUCCUGUAUCGAUAAUGACGAUAAUGCUUUAUGAUUUUCAUCUUUCUGAUGGCUUUGGACGUAUUAUUGAAGAAAAUGAUUCUAAAUUAGUUGAAGAGAUAUCAUUCUCAAUUUUCUUAAUUUGGAUUAAAUUUAUAAAUUUUAUUUCUCCGUUUAAAUUCAGGUUUAUUCUACUUAGAGAUCCUAAAAACACUGAAAAAAUGAAAAUCAGAGAAUCUACACAUAGUGGAGUUGCUAAAGAUCCAUCAACAAAUUGGACUUUAUAUUAUAUUAAUCUUAAACCUGAUUUUGAUCCUAAAUCUAGUGAUGAUAACCCAUUUUCAACUUAUUAUACAGCAAUAGAAGCCACAUAUUUUUGGAUGAGUGGUAAUUGGGUUCAAAAAGAUAAGUUUGAUAAUUGGGCUGUUGGUGCAUUUACCUUAAUUGCUAGUAUAUUCCUUGUAAUCAUUUUACAAAAUAUCUUGAUUGCUUUUAUGAAUGGUGUAUAUGUAACAGCAGGAACUAAGGAUUUUGAAGAAACAUCUAAUAUUAUGAUGAGUAAUAUUUUUAGAGAAAGGAAUUAUGACAACCAUUCACUUUUAACUUAUAAUAAUAAUAUUAAAAAAAUAAUAGAAAAUUAUAUUAAUUUAGGUAAUGAUAUAAAUCAUGAUCUUAAAGAUUUGAUUGAAAGGGUUAAAGAUAAAAAUUCAAUUGAAGAAAUUAUAAAAAUUGGAAAUACGAAAAAUGAUGUAAAGUUCAAUAUUGAAAAAUUACAUUAUAUGUUAGAGAAAUUGAAGUUGAAGAAACAAUUUUUGUAA